GCGCAAAAUCGCUCGCGCUCACUAGUAUAGCGGCUGGCGGCUAGCUAGCAGCAUCGUUUGAACUACUGCUCCCGUGGAACCGGAAACAUGGAGUCCACGACGUUAACGUUGCUGCUCGGCGCGUUGGUGCUUCUGGUGCUUUAUAUGCUGAAGAAAUACACUUAUUGGCAGAGGCGCGGGAUUACAGUUGCCAGUGGGUUCAUACCGUUUUUGGGUCACACGUGGCCGAUAUACUGCUUGAGGAUGAGCCUGCAGGAACUGUUCGAGAGGAUAUGCACGGAACAAAAGAAUCGCAGUAUGUUCGGGAUAUACGACAUGUUCACGCCGGCGUUGGUGUUACGCGAAGCGGCUUUAGUAAAGACCGUGUUGCAAGGCAGCUUCACGAGUUUCCAUCGGAACGGAUUCCAGAUAUCGAAAGAUCAGGAUCCUCUAUUGUAUUAUAGUCCGUUCUUCAACGAAGGCCAGGAAUGGAUGACCGGAAGGAAGCGGCUAACAUACGCGUUCUCCGGCUUGAGGCUAAAGGUGAUGUUCUCCGCCGUGAGCGGCGUGUCCAGGAAGAUGCAGGACUACCUGGAGAGACGGAUGAAAACGACCAACAAAUACGAGACUGAAAUGAAGAGUUUCUUCGGACGGUUCACAGCCGAGACCGUGGCGAACGCGGGCAUGGGCGUGGAAGGAUACAGCUUCGAUGAAAACCCGCCGCCGGACUCUUUCCACGACAUUGGCACGCAGAUCUUCAACCCGAUGUUCCUUCUAGCGAUUCUGAACAACCUGGUACUUCUCAAACCCGGCAUAGCUAAAGUGCUAAAGCUCUCGUUCCUGCCGAGGAACGUGGACAGAUUCUUCAGGAACUUCGUCGACGAGAACCUAGAAUUGAGGGUGAAGAACACGGUACCGAGGAACGAUUUCUUCCAAGUGAUGGUCGAUUUCGAGAAGGAACAGAGCGAGAAGUUAAACAAGGAGGUAAUCACGUCACACGCGCUUACAUUCUUCUUCGACGGUUUCGAGACCAGCCGGUUGACCCUCAGCUUCAUCACGUAUCAACUGGCGAUCCAUCAGGAUGUUCAACAGAAAGUGAGGGACGAGAUCAAGAGCGUCAUAGCUAAAUACGACGGGGUGCUAACCUACGAUGCUUUGAAGGAUCUCAAGUAUAUGGAGCAAGUGAUGAACGAGGCGCAACGAUGCCAUUCGGCUUUGGUUUUCCUGAGGAAGGAGUGCACCGAGGAAUUUGUGCUCGAGGGCUCGGAUGGACUGCGGUUUCGCGUGGAACCCGGUACGCAAGUGCUCAUACCUGUCGAGGCGAUUCACCACGACCCCACUUACUGGAAGGACCCGAUGGUGUUCGAUCCCGAACGUUUUAGCGAAGAGAAUAAGCCAAAUAUAGAAAAAAUGUCUUUCAUCCCGUUCGGGGAGGGUCCACGCAUGUGUGUCGGCAUGCGAAUGGCGAUACUGGUGAUGAAAUCGUGCUUGGCUACCUUGCUAAAUGACUAUAAGAUCGAACUCUCACCGAAAACCAAAGUUCCUUUGAGGUGGUCACCUUGUCAUUUCCUGUGUGAACCCCGUGACGGUAUUUGGAUGAAUAUUACGAAACUAUAAAGUGUUUUGUUACUUUGUUGCUCGUAUUUAAUACUCUUUGUUUCUCGCGUAUGAUGUAAUAUUAAGUUUCGUAAUGUUUCUCUAUACGAUAAUUACUGUCUUGUGACAUUCGAAUAUUACUACUCGAAGAGAUAAGUGUCGGCACGAUAACGUAUCGAAACAAAUGUCUAUUUGCGAUGUUGACAUCAUUCGUAGAAGUGGUUUGUAAACAUAUUUUUUUACUUUAUAUUAGUCUUGUUUAUUUCAUUCUAAGAAAAGACGAAUGUUUCGCAUAGUUUUCAAUUUGAACUACUAUGUCGUUAUUUGUUGCAUGAAACGAUUUGGUUUUCGUGACAUGCAACCUCGGUGUAAUAGUUUUCGAACUAAACGCGCCGGAUGUUGGAGGCUACCGUGUCCGUCAAUUUGUUAACCUACUAGCUACAGUCUCUCUGUGCAACGUAACGACGUAUGAAACCCAUUUGUAAUCGUAAGGUCAAUAUAGACUACUUUAGUAA
Molecule: messenger RNA, 2090 nt
Organism: Nomia melanderi (Alkali bee)
Lineage: Eukaryota; Metazoa; Arthropoda; Insecta; Hymenoptera; Halictidae
Product: putative cytochrome P450 6a19
Molecular function (GO): heme binding; monooxygenase activity; iron ion binding
Source: RefSeq, a predicted model, not a curated record